GCCAAACCCACAGCACAGAAGAUCCGCGGCUAAUCUGUGGAGAUGUUGUGCUAGCUCGAGGCUUUUAUUGAACAAAUCACGCUUUUUUUAUUGAAUAUAAUCAGAUUUAUAUUAUAUAAAUGUGGUUUACUUGUUUAUCUCCCGAAUAUAAACGUGUGUAUGCGUCGAAUUUAAUUUAGAAUGUAGAGUUUCGUGUGGUGUUUUGGUGCAGCUAGCUAACCUAGCCUCCACUCCAGGUCCACUCCGACCCGACCCGAGCCGCUAGCCGCUAGCCCGCUAGCCUGUGAGGUAAAAGAGCCGAGUGCAUGCUAGCUGUCUGGCUGAAAGACUCUGCGGCUUCGAUGCUGCACUUUUAAGGUUAAAAUCUUUAGUUAUUUUUAUUAUUUAUUCUCUGUGAACCCUUUCUGUAAAUCAGUCUGUUUGAUAAUUAACACGUGACUCGAGUUUUCGGGCUUCUGAAGAAAACAACUCGAAGUGGAUUGAACUCCAUCAGCUUUUUACACUCGGAGAAGCUAAGCUAGCUAGCUACGAUUGGGCUAGCUAGCUAGCUCGGCUAGCUUUGAAGCUAAAUGCUUCUUUCGAGAAUGGACCUUUUGAGCCACCAAUUUAUGGAUAAAAUGAACAAUAACAUCGGAAGACUUCACUACGACUCUUAUGAUGAUGAUUCCGGGGACUCCAGGAUGCACACCCUGUCCUCGUCCACAGGAAACAGCAGGACAGGGACACCUAUAAGUCCUGUUAAAAGAAAGUUUGACGAUGUAGAAGUGGGAAUCGGUCCGGAGUACGAAAACGAACAAAUGUCCAAGAUGAGCUGCCUGCUGUCCUCCCAACUGGGAAAUCCAGUGGAAGGAGACACCAGGCCGGAACCUUGGAGUCACUGCCACAACCCGUUCGAUCACUCUUCCUCCACCAUCACGGGGCUCCACGCCGGCCGUCUCUAUUCCCCCUUCCAGUUCUACACCAUGGAGCAGCCGCUGGCUCUGACCAAGAACAGCACGGACACGGCCAGGUCCACCUUCCUCCCCUCACUCAGCUCUACGGAGCGUCAGCAGAAUCGUCCGUCUGUGAUCACCUGUGCGCCGGCGAGUAACCGCACCUGCAGCCUCUCCAACUGUCACAUGUCUCUCAACGGCUUCUCCUCUGCUGUCAGUAACGCCAAGAGCAAAGCCAAUGCCAAUGCCGUGUGUGAUCCCGUGAUCGAGGAACAUUUCCGUCGCAGUCUGGGGAACAUCUACAGAGAGCCGGAGGUGGCGUCUAACUCCGUGUCCAUCACCGGGUCCGUGGAUGAUCACUUCGCCCAGGCGCUGGGAGACGCCUGGUUACGGAUCAAAGCCAAGGGCGGCGGUUCUGGGAGUCCCGAGUCCACUUCCUAAAGUUCUCCAGAAAUCUCGUCUAAACCUUCAGGGUUGGUUUCAUCCUGGGGUAAAUUCCUUUCACACCAAGUCUGAGCUCAAAGAUUAUUAUUAAUAUUAUUAUUAAUAUUAUUAUUAUUAAUAUUAUUAUUAUUAUUAUUAUUAGGCUAACAGGCUCUCUUUCAUACUAGAAUGUUACAAUUUUUACAGUCUUUUACGAUUCUAAUUAAAUCAGUAUUUUUUUCUACAUGAUUUAUUAAAGGUCAAUAAUUUUAGUUCAUUUUGUUGUAAAAUCACUGAAAGAAAAUAUAAUCUGUGGGAGGGACGGCACUAAAUUUAAAGCGGCGGUAUGUAAGAUGUAAACCGGCCCACGUUGAGUCUCUUCACACCACACCUGUCACCUGUUCGGUCUGAUUUAUUCCCCAGCAUUAAUCCAUUUAAUUUAUUUUACUGACACUGAGAAAGGAAACAGUGUUGAAGCGUCAGAAAUUCAUUCGCUACUUAAAAUUAUAACACAGUAAAACACUACAUAUAUGUUUAUUAUUUACGGCUGCUUUUACACCAGUUAUUCUGUUUAUUUCACAAUCAGAGUGAAAUCGAUUCUUCUGAUUUGUUUCUAUUUGACACAAAAACGAGUGAAGAUCAAAAGAAAAAACAUUCUUGUGAAAACUGUGGGGACUGAAUAAAGUCGUAAAUACAUCGUUUGAUGGUUAAUAUAAAUAUGUUUAGUUUAGCAGCUCGUUUGAUUUGUAAGCAGAUCCACAUGACUUCGUUCUCGUGAGCUGGAGAACCCACUAGGGUUCUGUUUAUAACUCACUAAUACAGAGCCGUAGCAUGUACAUUUACACCACAGUGCCCCCUAGUGUCAGGGUCUAAAAACACCAGCAUACAUCAUUCAUUCACAAACCCAGAACCAUAAAUCAGACCCAAAAAGGUGGAGUGUGUGUGUGUGUGUGUGUGUGUGUGUGUGUGUGUGUGUGUGUGUGUGUGUGUGUGUGUGUGUGUGAAUGAGUUCCUACGUCAUAUAAAUCUUGAAGCUACAUUUAUCUUAAAUACAUGAAGCUCAGAUUCUCAUCAUCUUCACCUAAGCGCCACCCAGUGGCCAUUUGAAAGUAAAAUCAUUUGUUUGUCCCCUUAUCCGACGGCGUGCCUUUAACGUGAUCCUGAUGCACCUACAGAGCCGAUUUACAUGUUUUUGGAGAAGCUUGUACAGGACUUGGUGUGAAGGGAUAAGACAUUUACUUGUCGAACAAUAGUUAAACGUGAACAAAUUUCAGUCUUUUUUUUUUAAAGGGUUGCCAAAGACGCUUUCUACUAUUUCAAAACGUUUGCUGUAUUUUAUAACCGUCUCAAACAUGCAGAUUCUUUAGAUUUAACACAUACAAAAGCAACCUACAAGUCUGAGUGUUGAUGAUUCAGCAGUUAAUCAUAAUCACACACAUUCUGUAAGAUCUUCAUUAUCCUGGAGACGUUUAACUUUUCAUCUCUAAUACACACUCAUUAAUCUGCCACACACACACACACACACACUUUGUCUAUUUUAAUUUGUAAUCCUUAAUCUGCUUGAAUAUGUAUUUUCAAAUAGCUGGUAUCUAUUACACACAGACUUCUAUCUUUAUACCGUCGGUUCAUUAGUUUUAUUUUUAAUCCGUAACGGUUUUAGAAAGUCCUGCUGCUGGAACAGUGUACUCGAUAUAUUUUUAUAACAAAUGUCUUUUAGAUAUGACGGCACCUCGCUUCGAAAGCACAGCCUCUGGAAAGGCAUUUACAUGCAGUAAACACAGAGUUAUUUCACUCAUUCAGAUCUAGAACACUUUAUUUUGGACAGGACUGAGCGAGAUGAACAGCAGCUUUAUUACAGCUUAUUACACUGUUAUUAUCAGAUUCCAACACCGCGUCCCCGCGUAGCCUUCAGACGAUAUCCAGGUCCAAUCAAUUUAUCUCCUCUACAAAUAAAACAUCUCAAACAAUAUCUAAACACACACUGAUCAUGAGAAGAAGGCGGGGCAACUACACACCUGUCACUCAUUCAGGAGGUUUUUCACACUUUGUAAACAUGGUGCAUGUUUUAGAUAAAAAAAGAAUCACAGGAAGAGAAAAAAGCAGUAAUAUGGACGACUGCGUGUCGUAUCAAACACUUUACAAAUAAUAAUAAUGACGUUAAAGUGAUUUACUAACGCCGUAACGUGCAGAUGACCUUCUCCACACCUCACUAAGGGCUCGUUUCUGAUCAACUGUUCAAGAUACACCACAUGGACUAAAGUAUUGGGACACCUGAAUAUUCCAGUCUUAUUUACUUCCUCAAACUCUGAGACACACGUUUGUGACGUCUUUGGAUCCAGAAACAUGAAAUUUUCCCUUCACUUGAACUAGGAGACCUGAACCUGUUCCUGCAUGAAGAUACCCCUGUGCACAAAGCAGGUCUAGUGGAACAUCUUCCGACUGAAUGUGGAAUACGAUGUUCAAAAAGAAGCUCAUAUUAAUCUUAUAAUCAGGUGUCCACAAACUUUUGUCCAUACAGUGUAAACACCCGUUUUAUUCCUCUCUCAGGUGGGGUGCACAAACUUUUGCUCUCGGUCACCUACAGUGUGCAUUUCUUUAAAAUCAGUAUUGAAUCAGAUUUGAUCAUAAAGACACUGAAAGAACGUUUUGGACCUGAUCAUCACCACGUGUCAAUCGUUUUUUAAAAAAAUGACACCUCGUUAGCACGUCGCACGUUAAAGUUGUUCUCUCCCUGCGGGCCGACGCUCAUUUACACGUCUAAAAUCCUCACGUUCUUCACCCCGCAGUUCGGUUUGGAAUCUCGAGUCUCUGUGAGCACCGCGAUUUAGUUUCCUCAUAAUCACCACACACUUCCAAACGAGGAACCGCGAUCAGAUACACGUGUCACACCGUCACCUCACACCAGGAACCGCGAUCAGAUACACGUGUCACACCGUCACCUCACACCAGGAACCGCGAUCAGAUACACGUCACACCUUCACCUCACACCAGGAACCGUGAUCAGAUACACGUGUCGCACCAUCACCUCACACCAGGAACCGCGAUCAGAUACACGUCACACCUUCACCUCACACCAGGAACCGCGAUCAGAUACACGUCACACCUUCACCUCACACCAGGAACCGCGAUCAGAUACACGUCACACCUUCACCUCACACCAGGAACCGCGAUCAGAUACACGUGACACACCAGUUUAUUCUUGCUUCUCUUCCAUUAACAGAAAACUGCAAUUCUAAAACAUAUAGAGGUCUCCACAGUUCAGGUAGAGGAAAAGUAAUGGCACCCUGUAGAAGGAGGAGGUGGUGAGCAGGUAUCCGGAGGUGGAGGAGAUUUGGUGUAGAUCAAACUUACAGACCCAUCUGAUCUUUUUUCAGCUCACUGCUGAGUUUUGCCUUUUAUGGAGUUUUGUGGGUGUGGCUUAUUGUUAACACUAGAAAAGUGAUUGGAUAUGGAACACGUGAAUAGUGUUUAUCUGCAUACACACUUUACUACACAGAAACGUCACAGAACGUGGGGAAGAAUGACUUUGGGUGGGAAAGUUUGACACAUUGACUUUUUAAUAAUAAGGUUUAGUUAAAUUGUGUAGCGUGCUGUAGAUCACUGCCGCAUGAAAGGGUCUGUUUUAUAAACAUUGAGAUAUAAAGACGUAAAAAUUACUCAUUAUUUAAAGGAAUAUUUCUCCGUAGUUCAGCAUGUAGCACGACGUUUUUUCCGUAAAUUCCACCGAGGUUCUUCCGACUUUCCUGCGUUUUUCUUUCUUUUUUCUUUUCCUGUAGCACAAAAACACUCCUUGAACUCUUGUGUAAUAUAAAAUGACCAUCGUUACGCAGUGCGUGAUGAAUGACCAGUUUUUAAUCUCAUAAAAACGUCACAUUAUCUUCAUAUUUAAUAUUGAUUUCGCAUGCCCAGCUCUUUCUUCUAGUUAUUUUGUUUUUUUGAAAAAAGUUGAUCUUUUUUUUUUUGAGGAACUGUCAGACUGCCAGAUCAGUUUGGGGAGAAGUUGGAAAUGUUUUUCGGGAGGUUUUGAUGAAGUUUUGGAGCCACGUGUACGCCGAUGUUUAGCGUCGCGGUUACAGCGGUCACGGGGCUGCGUCCUCGCCGUGUACCAGCUCUCCAAUAAACAGUGAGAAUAUUAUAUCUAGUUUAUAUGUAACUCGAUUUUACUUAUUUUUUUGGCUGUUUUUUAUUCUGACAAGUUCUACUUUUAUAUUCAUGAAACCUGAGAAAAUAAAUAAAAAGUCUUUUAACAA
Messenger RNA from Silurus meridionalis, 5605 nucleotides. RefSeq names its product vestigial-like family member 4a (gene vgll4a). Lineage: Eukaryota; Metazoa; Chordata; Actinopteri; Siluriformes; Siluridae. Gene Ontology annotation, biological process: negative regulation of DNA-templated transcription. Gene Ontology annotation, molecular function: transcription coactivator binding. The record is from RefSeq and is a predicted model, not a curated record. The transcript is spliced from 5 exons. The coding region runs from base 570 to 1373 and encodes 267 amino acids.